Molecule: messenger RNA, 237 nt
Organism: Acanthocheilonema viteae
Lineage: Eukaryota; Metazoa; Nematoda; Chromadorea; Rhabditida; Onchocercidae
Source: the annotation of a GenBank genome assembly
AUGGGUGGAGCAGAUUUACAAAAGAGAUUAGUCAAAAGGAUUCGCGAAGUCUCACCUCGUCAAAGAAAACAACAAUAUACGCAAUGCAGCGACAUGAUGAAUGUCGUGUCAUCACCGCCAUCAUCAUCAUCAUUAUCGUCGCGAGCAUUUCUGUCGUUGUAUCGAUUCAUUAAAUUCGUCGCUGCAACAGCCGCUAGUCGCUGGCGCUUGACGCAGGCAACAGCUGUGGCAAAAUGA